UUUCGACGCCUAGAAGGCUGCAAGAAAAACGGAGAAAAGGAACAACCGCGCUCUCUGCCAGCGGCCUCUCGCGAGUCAACACGAUGCCGACUCGAUCCGGAAGGCUAUUCGCUUCAAUCCAAGCAUGAUCCAAGCCGCAGUCGAGCCGAAUACAACUGUCGACGAGUGUCGAUCGUGACGAUAUUCCGGUGUGGUGGAAUUGUAUGCUUUGUUCAUUCGACUAUCACAGCCCUUAUUUGGUGGAAUAUCUACUGAUACAAGCUACCAGCCCAUUCGCAGCGUUCAAAAUACGGCGGAAGGCAACUCCUCCUCUUCAGUGUGUACGCUCGACGCUGUGCCGUGCUCGUUUUUGGGGCUUCUAGAUCCUUUCCUCGACUCUACCUUGUCGCUCUGCGUGGCCUGAGCUGCUCAGCCGUCAGCCAUGGGCAAAAAGCGUCCCAGGCCCGAGCCGGAGAAGAAGGAAGAAGAGAUGGACCGGCCUAGCACUUCUAAGGAGCCUUCGACUAGCUCCAAGCAACCUUCGGCGCAGCAGCAGUCUCAGUCUUCGUCGACUUCAACAAAGAGCAAGCCUAGAGUUUGGAAGAGCCUGAAGCAGGUGGUGACGGCCGAGCGCCUGCAACCGGGAGCGUACGCAGCGCUCGAGGCGGCACCAUCGCUGCGACCCUGGCGCAAGUACUCUGACCUGACGGGCCUGGUGGCGCCAUACACAGACCCCAAGACCAAGCUGCGCUAUGCCAACAAACACGAGUACGCACGACUGCGGCUGCUCAGCGCGGACCAGGUCAACGGCUAUCUGGUGCUCAGGAGGGCCGCGCUGCCCGUAACGUAGUCUAGGCUUGAUGACCGUGCACCUCGCCGAUUCCUGGCAGCUUGACGUCGAACCUGCGGUGUUGACCGUUUGCCCGUACUUCUAGAAUGCUCGACUUACCGGACUGGUCUCGCGUGGGAUCGGCCGACGAAAGCAGUCGUUUUGUUUUGAAACCGUGUCUCAUCACACCGCUCGCAGUUGCAUGCGCGUACUAAUCUUGGAGAUGGAGUGUCUCGCAUUUUGAGCGUUGUGUCUUGAAUUCUUUUUGGCCUGCUGCAAAUACAUGUUUGCCACCAUUACUUGUCAGUGCGUAAAUAAAUAGGAGAUGUAGCGCAUAUGCAUCUGCUACCAAAGACAGAUGCUGAAUGUGUAUGGGAGGAUUUUCAGAACUUCUAUUUGUCCGUUCUAUCUCAUGCAGUCAAUGCAAAACACCACCCAAUGCUAGUAUAGAAAAUGGCUUUUAUUCA
This is a messenger RNA of Rhipicephalus microplus (southern cattle tick), 1275 nucleotides long. Its product is annotated as INO80 complex subunit C. The record is from RefSeq and is a predicted model, not a curated record. NCBI's taxonomy places the organism in Eukaryota, Metazoa, Arthropoda, Arachnida, Ixodida, Ixodidae. Gene Ontology annotation, cellular component: Ino80 complex. Gene Ontology annotation, biological process: chromatin remodeling.